AUGUUUGUCCUCGGCCGCCACAAGAUGAACAAGAGGAUAUUACGCGCCCUCCUGGUCACUGUAUCCGUCUUCAUCUUUAGUAUUCUUCUUACUUCGGACCAUCAUGGCUGGCCGUUUGACCUCCCCGACCUUGGUGUUUUCCCAUCGUUUGGCUUCAGUGAGCAAUACCGAACAACGGAGCCACCAGGCACAUGGGAAAACCACCCCGUCGUACUUCUUCACCAGCGAGCAAAACAAAGAUUCGGCCAUCUCAUUCGGCGACAAUCACGAACUGCCGAAGAUGCAUCGAUCGAAUACAAGCGACGUUACCGCCGCGAUCCUCCUCCUGGCUUCAGCGGGUGGGCACAACAUGCGAUUCAGUUAGGGUCACCCAUCAUCGACGACUUUGAUAUCCUCUCCCAUGGCGUCCGUCGCUUCGCUCAUCUGAGUGCCACCGAUAUACGCCGUCGCAUGGAGGAUGCAGCUCACGGAAAUCCAAGAGUUGAACGAUGCAGGUUUGGCGAUAACAAUGGCCGCAAAGAGUUUGAUCAAGGCUGCCGGCAUUUUGCAGGCCCACUGACAAGGCUGCUGGACAGCGCCGGUGCUCGUCACCUGGUUCCAGAUGUCGAUUUUCUGAUCAACUUCCUGGAUGAGCCCUCAGUCUUGGUUACCCAGAAAGCGAACUCGUCGUUGAGCCAAAGCGAUCCCGUCUUGCCAUGGGCGGAUCUCUCGCAUAGUCCGAUAUCAGCAGUGGUCAAAAGUGCAUGCAGCUUGCUUGACGGCUUGGCCACGCUUCCGAGUACAGAUUCAAUCGCCACAGGACUUGAGACGGAUCUGACGUUGGAAGUGCCGUUAGUCCAAGAUGUCGCCAAGGCCAAGGAUCUUUGCCAGAAUUCGAACUACGUAUCAUCUCAAGGCCUUCUUAUGUCCCCUCCAACUUUCAAGCACAUGGGCUCGCUAGUGCCUAUACUUUCACAAGCCGCGCCGGUACCGUUUGCCGACAUACUAUACCCAGCGACGCACUACAGCUUACGAACUAGUCUGUACAACGGCUGGUGGGACAGAAGAUGGAACAAAAAGAAGAAUGCCGUUUACUGGGCUGGGUCCUCAACGGGUGGCCACUGGUCAGACAAGGAUUGGAUGCAGGGGCACAGACAGAGGCUAGCAACGUUUGGCGUGGACCAAGGCUACGCCGGACGAGAGUUUGUGUACCUGCGUCACGCGCCACUGACCAAUGGCGGCGUUAACAGCAAUGUCGGGUUGCAGUCUUACCACGCCGGCGCCCCCGACGUUUCUGUAUACGAUGUGUCACUGACCAAGAUCGUGGGCUGCGCGUCUGAAAGUGCGUGCGAUGCCCAAAGACGCUUUUUCGGUCUACCGACAGAUGGCAACAAGUCGCCCAGUCUUAAUUCGGAAUCGCGCCCCUUCCGGUACAAGUUUGUGCUCGACGUCGACGGCAACAGUUACAGCGGACGUUUUUACCGAUUCCUUGCAUCACACAGCUGCCCGUUGAAAGCCUCCAUCUUCCGCGAGUGGCAUGACGACAGACUUGUACCGUGGCUGCAUUAUAUACCGAUUGGCAGUCCCCCCGAUGACCUACCAGAACUUGUGAGGUUUCUGACGGAGACUGGGGACGGCCAGAAGAUUGGUCAUAGCAUUGCGGAAGCAGGGCGGGAGUGGUAUGGCAAGUCUAUGACGCCGAUGAAUCAGGGUCUUUACAUCUACAGGCUCAUGCUCGAAAUAGCCUGGCUUUUGGACGAGAGAAGGAGUCCCAUCCAGUCGAACUGA
Molecule: messenger RNA, 1767 nt
Organism: Pyricularia pennisetigena
Lineage: Eukaryota; Fungi; Ascomycota; Sordariomycetes; Magnaporthales; Pyriculariaceae
Exons: 1
Coding region: 1-1767 (588 amino acids)
Source: RefSeq, a predicted model, not a curated record